GAAACCUCCACGCGAAGCCGAUUGGCUGUUGGAGUGCGUGGCACGCAACACGACUGACGACAAUGACAAAAUACAAUGCUCUGCUUGACACCAGGGAGAGCUGUAGCAGGCUGUAGUGACGCCACUAGAGCUCUUACUCAUCUCAAGCUAAAAAGAAGGGGCAAAAAAGAGAGAAACGCGAAGAAAGUAAGAGAUAAACAACAAUCGAGAAAGAAUAUUCUAGCUUCGAGUUCGUAUUAGUGCGAUAUAUAGCGUUGAUGUGAAAGAGACUCGAUGCAGUUGAUACAUUGUAUUUCGUAGUUGAGUGCGCGGGCGCAAGUCGAUAUUUCACAGUUCCGUUUCGUGUGUAGCUGCUGCUGACUCCGUGAACCACGCGCAAGAUAUUUGCAAUGAGUCAAAUUGACAUAUACUGCGUGAGAGCUGACAUAUAAAGAGAUAUCCUCUUUUGUCUGAGUAACGAAUUUGCUAGAGUUCUCUGUUGUGUUAUAAACAGCAUCCAAAAAUGUGCGACGACGAUUAUCAACCUCUGCAGCUUAUCAACCUCCCAGAAAUCGUCUUGGAAAUGAUAUUGUCGAACCUGUCGUAUGAUGAAAUCGCGAAAAACAGAAUCGUUUGCAAAACAUUUGAUGACAUAUGCAGAAAACUGCUCAAUCGAGGUUUCAAUUUGAUGGAGAAAUAUCAUGCGCAAUGCCUCAAAUCUGUCAAAAGCAAAUUGCCACGCAGAGAGUCAGAAAGAAGGUGUCAUCCUCUUGCACGUCAUUGCGAUAUAUUGACAGCAAUAGAAACACGAAUCUCCAUGUUGUCCAUGACAUUCACCAAAUAUGUGGAUUUGAAUUUGUGCUGUUUCAUUCCUGGAAAAGUAAUCGAUGAGAUAUUUAGAGUAUUACGUCUUGUCAAGGACUCAAAAACACCACCAAGAACACCUGAAAUACUUCAAGAAUUAAGAGAUAUUAGUAGUAUGGCAAUGGAACAUUUUGAUGAAAAAAUCCUGCCAGAUUUCAAACAUAGUCUUAGCAACUCAGUUGUUGCAAAUGUUGGCACAUACGAAAAUUUAGUAUUAUCACAUCAUGGUAAUAGUUCAAAGGUCAUUACACCACUACCUUUCAGUCCAGAUAAGUUAAGUCAAACAUUUAAGAAGAUCUAUAAUCGAACUAAGAAAAAUAAGAUGACAGUCCUUUGUGUGAAGGGACAGAUAGGUAAAAUGAAGUUAAGAUUGAACAGGCAGUCCUUUCAAAUGAGAGUUCAAAAUUUGAAGUUACAAGAACAUGCGAAAAAAAUUCAAGAUCAAGAGAUACAGAUGGCAGAAAUGAGAAAACAUUUGGAAGAGUGGGAACAGAAAUUGGGAGAUAUGACUGCUGAAUUGAGUCGUGCAAGGGAAGAAACUCAAAAACCAGAUUCUCUAGAAACUUGCAAAAUAAAAAUUGCCGAUAUUUCUCAUCCAAGAGAACCUAGUUUAUUGAAAACUAAAGAACUUCAAGUAAAAAAGCGUAAACUAAUAGUUGAACGAAAAUCUUCGGUUGAUGCUCAAGAUGUUAAAUUUAAAAAAUUCAUGUCAGAGCUUCUUGGUGACAAUUCUGUUGAAGAGCUUAAUUCUGCUCCAAGUUAAAGAGUUAUUUUGAUACUAUAAAACCUAAGCUCUACAACUAUAUAUUGAAAUACUCCUAUAAACUUUUAAAUAUAAAUUUUUAAAUAUAAACCUGUACAGUUAACAUAUAAAAAAUAAUGUUAAUACUGGUCAUAUUAAAGCAUAUUGUUUGAGCAUGUUAAGUACUUUGCGUUGAGCUCUUGAUUACAUGCAACAUAUAAAUUUCGUGACAAUGUUUUCAAUACUGACUGAGAAGUUUUUAUAAGUUAAGAUCAAUACUUUUAAGCUAUCUUACUUAUAUAAUGAUCUAAAAAAACGUGUAGAAGUGAGUUUAUAUCUUUGUAAAUAAGUAAUUUUUGUAAAAUAUAAUACUUUUAAGUUAGAGAAAAGAAAAAAAAGAAUUGGAUUAUUAGAUAUAGAGGUAAUCGAUUUCUUCUAAAAUUUAUCUUUUUACAGUGAUUUCUAGAGUAUUUUUCUUUGUUGAACAGUUUCAAAGUAUAUUAGUAAAUACGACUGAAAUAAUUUUUUUUUUAUUUUUAAAAUCUAUUUAUAAUCUUAUGUUUUUAUUUAUUAAAAAAAAAAUAUUUAUCAAUAAAUGAUAUUAUAAUUUAUUAAUAAAUAUUUAUUAAGAGAAUAUUUAGUUUUGCAAAAAAAAUUUCUAUAGAGAAUGUUUAUGUUUGUUCUGACAAAAAAGAUUCCUAAUAUACGAAAUAAUUUUCAUUUUUUUUAUUUAAACAUUAAAAGGUAGCUUGAAUUAGCAGAAAAUCGCCAUACAGAUUUAGGCUCAUUCAGCCAUUGGCUCUUAAAUCAAUAAAUCUGUAAUAAAUAAAUGAUUUCAUUUUAUUAUUUGUAUUUGAAAGUGUUUACAGCAGUUGUAUGAACUCCAAUCAAAAAUGAAACAAAUUGAUUUUUAGUUACAUUAGAAUUGCGAUGGCAGUAACUAAUUGUGACAGUUACAAUAUCGAUCUAAUCUUACUUUGAGGAAAGAAUAACUCGAGUUUUAUUAAGAAAUGCACAAAACAAUUGUUUUGACAAUUUUUCCUCUUGCAAUGAGAAGCUCUAAUAUAUCUUUACCGAUUGGCAGUAUACAAAAAAGAAUACUAAUAAUUAAAACGUAAUAAUCGUGACUGAGAUAAAAUUACUAGUAAGACACGAAUAUUAACAAUUCGAUUGAUUUUUUUUAUUCACUUUGAAAAAAGUUACUAUUAUUUAGACUUAUAUUUUAAGUAAAUUAGUUAUUUUUAAAAUCAUGGCAUUACUCAUGGUUAUGCUCAUAACUUUUGUAGUGCUGUAGAGAUAAAUAGUUCGUAUAUAUAAAUGCGAUUAUCAAGUUAUCAGCAAUGUAAAAUACAUGGUUGCGUAAUUAGUAAAACUGUCUUAUGUUAUUUAUAUUUAAAAAAUAAACUUACCAUUUAAU
This is a messenger RNA of Phymastichus coffea, 3002 nucleotides long. RefSeq names its product F-box only protein 28-like (gene pall). The coding region runs from base 503 to 1606 and encodes 367 amino acids. The record is from RefSeq and is a predicted model, not a curated record. Gene Ontology annotation, molecular function: protein binding. The transcript has 3 exons. Lineage: Eukaryota; Metazoa; Arthropoda; Insecta; Hymenoptera; Eulophidae. Gene Ontology annotation, biological process: protein polyubiquitination.